AUGCCAAAGGCACAGCACGGUCCCGAUGCAAAAUUCCACACCCUGUCUUUCAAUACGCAGCCGUUCGAUUGCGCCUCGGAGCAGCACGUGGCGGCGCUGGCGGCUGCAUUCCCGGGCGCCCUCACAGGCGCUAAUGGCGCAGUGCUGGUCGCGGCCAACGGCGCGCAGAUUGGCGGGGAUGGCAGCCAGGUUUACCAGCAGGCGCUUGGAGAGAACGCCGGCGAUCCGCAGCAGCAUCAGCAGGACAGCGGCAUGCAGUACAUCACUACACACCCUCAGGUUCAGGAUGGAAGCCAGGCGGCCCACUCGCAGCCCCUCCCCUUCCUCAUCCUGCCGCCCACCAGCUGGUCCCAGCAGGUGGCGGGGGACACGCAGCAUCAUCUGCAGCAGGCGGCCGCGUUUGCCGAGCCGCCGCCGCAGCCGCCGGCGCCGCUGCCGCACCUGCCGAGCCCGGCCGAACUGCGCGCCGUGGCCGCCAGCCCAAGCAAAGAGGACGCGGGAAUGCCGUCUGACGCCCAGCGCAACCAUGCCCACCUUAUGCACUCGCACCUCGUCGACUUCCUGCGCGACUACCUACGCCGUCCAGAGCUACAGAGGGCGGAGGUGGACAAGGCGCGCGUGUGCCGCUACAUAGAGGCCUUCACGACGUGGGAUUCCGCCACUCGCGUGGAGCAGUAUGCGCUGCUGCACUUCGCAUGGGACCUGGCCGCCCCCGGGGACGCCAAAUGGCGCGCCGUCGUCGACCGCCUCGACAAGGCCCUCGCGCCUUUUCAGGCGCCGCCGCAGCAGCAGGCCGCCCCUGCAGACGUGCCCCUCGGCUGA
This is a messenger RNA of Coccomyxa subellipsoidea C-169, 822 nucleotides long. RefSeq lists its product as hypothetical. Bases 1 to 822 code for a protein of 273 amino acids. The transcript is spliced from 7 exons. The record is from RefSeq and is a predicted model, not a curated record. Lineage: Eukaryota; Viridiplantae; Chlorophyta; Trebouxiophyceae; Coccomyxaceae.